UUGCAGAUCGAGCGUCUCUCCGCUUGCGAGGUUGGUUGCCGUAGCGCACGUAGAUUGGAUUGAGGAACGUGGCCAGCACAAACUUGUGACGAUUUCUGUGUAUUGCGGACGAAAGUGCAUCGGAAGUGGAUCAACCGGAACAUAGCGAUUCCAGAGGUCGGUUAGUGAAUUACGCGGAUCAAUCCACGCACCGCGACGAGCCGCAAGCGAACGCAGAGGGAUGGCUGGAACAAUCUCGGACAUCAAGAAGUUGGAGUACGAUAUCUACAAAUACUCCAGCUAUUCAUCGUCCUACCUGCCCGAAAACAUCCGGGAAGAUAAUCCUUCUAAUCAAACAUCGCGCUGGUCAUCGAACACCAACACACCGCCCCAGUUUCUCAUCCUGAAGCUCGAACGGCCGGCAAUCGUGACGAGGAUCAAGUUCGGGAAAUAUGAGAAAACGCACGUUUGCAACUUGCGCAAGUUCCGAAUCCUCGGCGGGCUGGAGGAAGAACGCAUGGUGCUGCUGUUCGAAGGCGGGCUACGGAAUGACGCGGUGCCGGAAACGUUCAAUUUGAAGCAUCGCACCAACUCUGGCGAGCUCCUGCCGAUCAAGUUCGUACAGAUCGUGCCACUGCUGUCAUGGGGGCCGAGCUUCAACUUUUGCAUCUGGUACGUCGAGCUGCUGGGCAUCGAGGACUCGAUGUUCAUCCUGUCGAACCUGCGCAAGUACAACAUGCUACGGGAGGUCGAGAUCGUCCGGCUGUUCCUGAAGCACUGCCGCCAGCAGGGGUACUCGAAAACCUUCCGUGCCCUGCAGGAGGAAACGGGAGUGCGCCUGGAGGACGAGCAGAUGACGGAGCUGCACGAGAUUCUUGUAAAUAGAGGGGAUUUUAAGAAGACUGAAGAAAUGCUGAUGGAAUUUAUCGACAACGGCCUAAUGGAUCACUACCUCGCGAAGCAAGAGUACAAACCGCAGUGGAGCCUGCAGCUGACGCCGGAAAAGGAACCGAGACCGGGGCGGCGCGGAGGGCACCAGCUGGUGAUCGAUCAGACGAACAGCACGAUCUACCUGUACGGUGGCUGGGAUGGUAACGAGGAUCUCAGCGAUCUCUGGUCGUACGACGUCAAGUCGAACCGGUGGACGUUGAUCCACGAGCGCUCGGAGCUGCUCGACGGUCCGACUCCCCGCGCUUGCCACAAGAUGGUGUACGACACGAGAAACGGACAGAUUUUCAUGCUCGGGCGCUACCUGGACAGUGCGUCCCGGACGGAGGAGAACAUCAAUAGCGACUUUUACCUUUACAACACCAUCUCCCGGGAGUGGUACCGCAUUUCCAGCGAUACGAGCCAGGACGGGGGGCCGAAGCUGGUGUUCGACCACCAGAUGUGCAUCGACGUCGAUAAGCAGACGAUCUACGUGUUUGGCGGUCGCAUCCUGGAACCUAAUUACAGAAUUUCUUUAUCGUUUAGAAACGAGGAGGAAACGACAGGCAACUAUCGGUACUCGGGCCUGUUUUCGUACCACAUCAGCACCAACACCUGGACGCACAUUAUGGUGGACUGCGAUGAUCAGCUCGCUUCCAGCCCGCACGUGCACAGCAUUCGAUCGCGUGUGACACAUUCGAUGCUGUUCCAUCAUAAACAUCGCAAAUUGUACAUCUUUGGUGGGCAACGCGGCAAGGACUACAUGACGGACUUCCUCAUCUACGAUGUAGACACCAACGAGCUGUCCAACAUGACGCCGGAGAAUAACAAUACCGACACGAAGAACGUACCGCAGUCGGGAUUCACGCAGCGCGCAACGAUCGACAGCGAAAAGGACGAGAUUUACGUUUUGACGGUAGGAGCCGAUUGUAGCCUCAGCAAGGAGAAGGAGCGCCGCGAUCUGAACAUAAACUCGUUCUGGCUGUUCUCGUUGGCCAAGAAGGAGUGGUGCUGCGUGUACAAGAGUGAACACUCGAACGGGGAAAACUGCUACCAGAAGAGCAGCCAGCACGCCUGCCAUGAGCCAUGCCCGCGGUAUGCGCACCAGAUCGUGUACGAUGGCGUGAACCAGGUGCACUUCCUGUUCGGCGGUAACCCGGGUACGAACUCCAACGUGCGGCUGGACGAUUUCUGGGUGCUGCGGUUGGAGAAACCGAAUCGUGCGAACAUCCUGCGCUACUGCAAGUACCUGUUGCGCAAGCAGGAGUACGAGGAGAUUACGAAAAAUGACCCGCUAGCGGCGAUACUGUACCUGCAAACGAAGUUGUACGACAUUAUUGACCACAGCGAUCCGGUACAGCUGAAGGAGUUCCACAAGCUGGCAUCGCUACUGUUCAAAUCGGACACGGUCGAUGGUGAAACGGAACCGACCAGCCUGCUAACUUGUUCUCUAAGUGGUGGCGCUGGCGCUGGCAGUGUAGGAUCUUCCGUUGGUGCUGGUGUUUCUGCCCCGGCCGUUGGUAGUGGUACGGUCACAACGGCAGGAGUCGGUGGUGGUGGUGGCAGCAAGCACAAACAACAACGUAGUGACGACGAUCGGCAGAAGGAGGAAGAAAACAUGGCCAAAGUGAUGCGCGUGGAGUCACCGAAGAGUCUCGCAGAUGAAGCGGACACUUCCAGCAUCAGCUCGAUGAGCAGCAGUGACUGUUCGAACUCGCAAGGACCAGGAACUUCGGCCGCCCAGAGAUUGGCCGCGGGAACAACGGCUACGGAUGGUGCUGGAUCGUCGCCUGCCGUGUCCGUCAAUCCCACAGCGUCCUCCAAGGCGACAAGCAGCACGGUGGACGAUGCCGGUGCCACAUCGUCUACUUCCCGCUCCGGUAAUAGCGCACGCAAUCGAUCGGUCGAUCAGCAGUUUGAGAUGAAAAUAAGGCGCUGUCUGCUGUUCAACAAACUCGUCGACUUGAUGCCGGAAGCUCUAUGUCAACCGAAGAAAAAUAUCAGCGAUUUUGUACUGCUGUAGUAGUGGCGAAACUCUUGACAAGGAUUUGAUUUUGAUUUGUUUCCCCGUCAUUCUGUGUCACACAAAUGCUCCGCGAAUCCUGCCAACCUCUCUCCCAAGUGAAUGUAAAGGGAUUAAAUUGUGUAAAGUUAUUAGUUGUAAGCGGAAAAAGGCACAUCCGGUUCAGAAAGCUUGCAUCACCUACCCGUGCACACAAGUCACCGUCAAACCGUACCGGUUUAUUACGUAUCGUUCUUUUUCGUCAACUCUUAUGUGAUAAUUGCAGUACCGUAGAACAAAACCCUAAUAAGUAAUGAUCAAAAAGCAUAGCUUUCUGAACGUGUUACGGCGUGUUGUGUAGGCUGAUGUAGAAAGUUUGUGUGUUUAGCCAGUAAUAAUUUCACCAUUUGACUUCACUUCUGACGAUACUCUGUUGUACGCGCGAACGCUCUGAAGAAUUGUUUUAUUGUUUUAAACUCAGAUUUGUUUUACACCUUUCAAACCCUUCCGUGUGGGCAAUCAAUGCAUCUAUCCCGUCGAAUGAUGAUAGCUGGUGUGGGCAACCCCCAUGGGUAUCGCCUAGCAUUCACAUUUAUGUUUACUCGAAACUGUAUCACUUGAGACGCAACUUUUGAAUGUUCUUUUUUGUUAUCACUUUACAAAUGUAAAAUAAAAAUUGUCUUCAAUUAA
Anopheles coustani is the source of this 3598-nucleotide messenger RNA. RefSeq names its product muskelin (gene muskelin). NCBI's taxonomy places the organism in Eukaryota, Metazoa, Arthropoda, Insecta, Diptera, Culicidae. Bases 221 to 2929 code for a protein of 902 amino acids. The record is from RefSeq and is a predicted model, not a curated record. Gene Ontology annotation, cellular component: cytoplasm. Gene Ontology annotation, molecular function: protein binding. The transcript has 7 exons.